UUCAAACAAGAUCCAAGUUGACUAUAUUAUUUUUUUACACAUUAGCCACAAUAUAUAAAAUAAAUUUGAAUAAUAAUUAAUAUCAACAAGCAAUAAUCAUAAUGUAAUAAGUAUUUCUGAACAGAAAAAAUAUAUAUAUCAAUAAUAAUCAUAAAUCAUAUAAUUAACGUGCAUCCCUCAUAUGGAUUAAACCAAUGAUGAAUCAAUGAACUAGAGAUAAUCGAGCAAAGCUAGUUUUCCUUUCUAAUAGAAAUCCAUAAAACAACGUUGACUUUAAUAUCUUUACUCUUAAUGGGAAGACGAAUAUCAUCAUCAACCAAUAUAUUCCCUAAAUUGGCAGUCUAUACAUCAUCCCUUGUAAUCCUCCUUUGUCGUCCAACAAUAUCCAGUGAUGAAUUAAUAGACAAAACACCCCUGUUUGUGUUUGGGGAUUCGCUAUUCGACAGUGGAAUGACUCUUUACAAUGGUGUUGAAGGAGCUGGAGCUGAGUUUUGGCCUUAUGGUUUUACUUUUUUUAAGAAGCCUGCUGGAAGAUACUCUGAUGGUCGUGUUAUACCUGAUUUUAUAGCUCAAUUAUCGGGUUUACCGUUUUUCAUCAGGCCAUAUUUGUUACCGGGACUUGAUGAUUAUUCGAUGGGAGUCAGUUUUGCUUCUGCUAGUGCUUGUGUUCUCGUUGAAACUCGCCCCGGCACGAUAAAUUUGAUGACACAAUUAUACUAUUUUGACAAAAUGGUGCAAAAAUUAAAAGAUCAAGUUGGAGAAAUGGAAGGCAAAAGGCUAUUAUCUAAAGCAGUGUACUUGUUUAACAUAGGAGGCAAUGACUAUUUCAGCCUUUUUGAAGAGAACCGGGCCGACCUUCCUCUUUCUUAUUAUCAGAAGAGAAAUCACAUGAAUAUGAUACUUGGAAACCUAACCCAACAUAUCAACACAAUCUACAAGCAAGGAGGAAGGAAGUUUGCAUUCCUAAACAUGGGUCCAAUGGGGUGCAUGCCAUCAAUGAAGUUCAUGCUAGGUUACAACGGAACAUGUGCGGAAGAGCCGUUAGACGUAGCGAGGAUGCACAAUACAGCAUUUGCGGCCCUGGCUAGCAGAUUAGAAGUACAUUUACCAGGAUUUAAGUACACUAUUUACGACUUCUUUACCUCUUUACACAUUCGCGUCUUACAUGGCAAUAGUUUUGGUUUCAAGGAAAGUGAAACAGCAUGUUGUGGAAACGGACCAUUCAAUGGAGGAUACAGUUGCCAAAAGAAAGAGCAUAGCUUCUCAGUUUGCAGUUCUCCAAGCGAUUAUCUUUGGUUUGAUGCUGGCCAUCCUACUGAAAAAGCUAACGAACAAUUUGCCAAAGAAUUAUGGGAAGGAGGACCUAACAUUGUUGCUCCUUACAAUCUCCAAACUAUUUUUGCCAUGCCUUGAUUUAUUUAGCUUUUACAAAUUCUAAUCAUAGUUUAUAUGAUCCGAAUAAAGUAUGUGCACUGGGUACGAUAGAUGAUAUAUUUAAACAAAAAUAUGUAUAGUUAUAUAUAGACAAGUUAGCUCUGACUAACAUAAAUUCUUGUGUGAGACAGUUUCACUGUGAGACUUUUUUCAUACAUCGGUUAGAUAGCUCAAUUAAUACAAUCAUUAGCAUAUAGACUUUUUGUUUUGAGGUUGUCUCACGAAGAGAUUGUUUCUCAUAAGCUCUUCGACUAAAUAUGAAGUCCCAUAUAGAGAUUAAGUUCAUUUUAGGACCAAGUGCUAAUUUAGCCAAGAAAUGUCAUUGUACAUUCAGCUCAUUGUUUCUGAUCAAACUAGAUGAUUAUUUU
Amaranthus tricolor (Joseph's coat) is the source of this 1802-nucleotide messenger RNA. RefSeq names its product GDSL esterase/lipase 2-like. The record is from RefSeq and is a predicted model, not a curated record. Gene Ontology annotation, molecular function: hydrolase activity, acting on ester bonds. The transcript has 5 exons. Lineage: Eukaryota; Viridiplantae; Streptophyta; Magnoliopsida; Caryophyllales; Amaranthaceae. Bases 292 to 1413 code for a protein of 373 amino acids.